GGAGGGAGAGGACAGGUAAUAAAACCACACCUCAGGAGUCUGUCCGCGUUCAGUAGGUCUUACGUUGCUGCCGCGUUCGGACAGCACGAUGAUCUCCAAGGUGUUACUCGUGGCAGCCGCCUUUAACAUAGGCUUAGCUCUGCCUGAAUACAUAUACCGAAAGCCAACGCAACAUGCAACGUCUAAACCGACCUUAUGUCCGCCUACUUUUGACAAACAUCCUUUGAUCCUCGUCUCGAUGGACGGGUUUAAGCCAGAGUACCUGAGUCGCGGCAAGACCCCCACCAUUCUCGCGCUCGCUAAUAGGGGAGUGAGGUCGCCCUACAUGAAACCUUCGUAUCCCACUGCUACAAUACCCAAUCACUAUACGAUAGCUACUGGAAUGUACCCGCCCGCCCACGGCAUCGUAGCCAACAAAUUCUACGACCCGGACUUCGACGCGGAGUUUCGAAUCGGCGUUGGUCCGGAGAGUUUCAAGAAGCGUUACUGGGGUGGAGAACCCAUCUGGAAAACGGCCGAAAACCAGGGCGUGCGUGCGGGGACCUACUACUGGCCUGGUUCGGAGGUGGACGGGAACCAACCUUCGUAUUGGUUCCGCUAUAAUGAGAGCAUUCCCUUUGAAAACCGCGUCGAGCAGGUCUUGGCCUGGCUGGACCUCCCCCCUGCACAGCGACCGCAGUUCUUGACGCUGUAUAUGCAUGAGCCUGACAGGACGGGCCACAACUUCGGCCCCGCGGCACCUGAGGUCGACGAGAUGCUGGCCCGCGUGGACUCGAUCGUGAGGCUCCUCGUGAACGGACUGGAGAAACGGAAGCUAUUCUCCUGUACGAAUCUCAUCCUCUUAUCGGAUCACGGCAUGUCGGAGGCUGGCCAGGGCAAGGCACUGUUUCUGGAUCAGUAUAUUCCCAACCUCGAAAAUCGUACGCGGUUCUGGGACGGAAUCUUCAGCAGGUUCACUCCCAACGACGGGUCACAGAGCACGAAAAACGAAAUGCUCAACGCUCUUUCGUGUAAGAGACAAGAGUUACGGGUCUAUGACAAGAAGGAUCUCCCGAUUAGAUGGCAUAUCGGGAACCAGCGCCGCGUGGAGGACAUCGUGGUGGACCUCAACCCAGGCUACAGCGCGGGAGGCGACAGGACAUUCGAGGCCGACGCUGGUGAUCACGGCUAUGAUUACUUCUUUGAAGAUAUGAAUGCUCUGUUCUUAGCUCACGGCCCAUCAUUCCAUCGCAACGUUGAGGUAGAGGCUUUCCAGAACAUUGAACUUUACAACCUUAUGUGCCAUCUCCUCGGCGUGACACCCGCUCCCAACAAUGGCACGUGGGGUUCUCUUCAUCACAUGCUGGUUAAUCCGCCGCCAUACCCCGUUGCUACGCAGGAAUUCCCUCCUCCAGUUAUAGCUGCGCCCCGCGAGGAGAGUCUAGGAUAUGGCUCGGUGAAGCCCCUUUGCGAGGGAGACUUCGAUAAGGACUUCGAGUACCUGGAGGUCCUGAAGGAAACCGAGGAGGAGCUUCCUAAGGUGUUCGACGCUCACCUGCCUUUUGGCGUGCCGAAUAUGGGACCCGUCAGGAACAUGGUCGCCUUGCUAGCCCAUCCUAACUUUAUUACAGCUUAUUCCCCCAUCUUGAAAAUGCCUCUCUGGACGAGCUUCACCAUCACCCAACCCAGCGUCGGCGGCAGGAGGUUCCCCUGGAGGAGUGACCUGAGGCUGGCAUUGAGUCAGAGGUCUUCUUGUAUCCAUUACCUGCACCUUCUCGCAAAGGGGUACUCUCAGCAGCCUCUCUUUCCGCCAGAGUUCAACUGCCACGAGGAGUCCAGCCAACUGCCCUUCCUGAUGAGCAACGCCAUCCCUCAGACACCGAGGCUCACGCAGCGUUGGCAGCAGCUCCUCUACCUUGUGAAUUCGUGGGUCAGAGAGUACGGCGUCGUCAACGUGCUAACGGGGCCUGUGUUUGAUUAUGACGGCGACACCUUCGCUGAUAACUUGUAUACUGUCAGGAACCCCAGCGGAGGCUUGGCUUUACCAACCCACAAGUUCCUCGUAGUAAGCAGAUGCAUCGUGUGGGUGCGACACAUGAAGUACUGUCCCCCUGAAUACGUGGACGCCCUUGCAUUCGUCUACCCUCAGACCACCGCCGUUUCCAAUUGUCUUAGCUCCGAACAGUACGCCAGGAAAUACAGCGCUUCGGUACAGGACGUCGAGAAAAUAACGGGCCUGAGACUCUUUCCCAGCUUCAGUUACAAGGACCAGGUCAGGCUCCGGGUCAGGAUCCACUCUAACAUCUGGGGUCGUGAGUCAUGGAAGAAUCGACUUUUCUCAGACGUCUUUGGUAUAUUCUUGUAGGCUGUGACGAGUGUUUGUGAUUAGUUUUAAGGAGAAGUAGAGAAAAGGUUUAAUACUGGAGAGAGAAGGGGGAUGGAAAGGAAGACGGUCUGUAAGAAAUGUUUAAAACGUUUUGAGAAAAAGAGAAAGAAAUUAAAGAAAAGGAGAAAAUCUUUUAAAAAAAGAUAAACAAUAAAAAGAAUGGGGGAAUCCUCUACGAAAAGGGGAACAUAUUUUAGAGAAAAAAUGCUAUAGCAAAAGAAAAAGCUAUGACAAAAGAAUAUACGUACAAUUCGAAGCAAAAAUGCCAAGAGAAACAAUAGUUCUAUAGAGAAAAGAAGAAAACUUUACGAAAAGAGCUUUAUAUUAAAAAAAAAGCAAGGACCACAUAAAAACAUCCGAGAAAAAAAAGAAAGAAAAUAUCUAGUAAUAAACCAAGAAAAAUCUUAUAAAAAAAGUGUUGCAACAACAACAAAAUCCUCUAAAACACAGUAAAAAAAAGAAGUGAAAAGAAGUCUUCGAGAAAAGGAAAUCUUAUGAGAAAAAGACGUUUCCUCUAAAAAACAAAGUAAUAAAAUCUUCCAACGAAAAAAAAAUCUAAAUGAAAUACAAUAAAAAAAAAGAAACUAGAAAACACAGCUAAUGUUUAGGCCUAGAGAUAAAAUACCGAAUAAUAUAUACAUUUUUUACAAAUGUUACCAAGAAAAGUAGUAUUAACGUCCAUUUUCUGUUAUUAUUUUACGGGUUUUACAUUUCAUAUAUGUCUGAAUUUUGUUAUUUUGUAUUCCAUUCCUUGAAUAAUAUCUGUUCUACCGUUUCAAAGCUGAAUUAUAAUUCCAUAAAUUCUGGUCUGUCAACAUAACAAAUUAACAAAAUCACGUCAGCUGUGCCGAUGUGAGAAUUCUAAUUAUAUUUAAUAUUUAUGUUGCAGUGUGCGUUUGACAAAGUGUUUGUGAAUUUUGUAAAAUGUAAAAUCCCACAGAAAUCCUGUCUUAUUUUUUAUGUUAUGUCAGUCUUAAGUUAGAAAAUGAAAUGAUACAUAUAAAUUU
Penaeus monodon (black tiger shrimp) is the source of this 3372-nucleotide messenger RNA. Its product is annotated as venom phosphodiesterase 2-like. The coding region runs from base 89 to 2344 and encodes 751 amino acids. The record is from RefSeq and is a predicted model, not a curated record. Gene Ontology annotation, molecular function: metal ion binding; nucleic acid binding; hydrolase activity. NCBI's taxonomy places the organism in Eukaryota, Metazoa, Arthropoda, Malacostraca, Decapoda, Penaeidae. The transcript is spliced from 15 exons.